Mandrillus leucophaeus (drill) is the source of this 9888-nucleotide messenger RNA. It is a transcript of the gene CELSR2, whose product is annotated as cadherin, EGF LAG seven-pass G-type receptor 2. The record is from RefSeq and is a predicted model, not a curated record. Lineage: Eukaryota; Metazoa; Chordata; Mammalia; Primates; Cercopithecidae. Gene Ontology annotation, cellular component: plasma membrane. Gene Ontology annotation, molecular function: G protein-coupled receptor activity; calcium ion binding. Gene Ontology annotation, biological process: G protein-coupled receptor signaling pathway; cell surface receptor signaling pathway; homophilic cell-cell adhesion.
AUGGCAGAGAGGGCUGACCAGAUGUCCGUGUAUGCCUGGAGCCACCAUCUGGGAGGGAGUGGGCUCAGUAGCUCAUUGUGGGUNUACACCAGCCGCUGCACGGAUGCGGGCACUGAGCUGACUGGCCACCUGGUACCCCACCACGAUGGCCUGAGGGUUUGGUGUCCAGAAUCCGGGGCCCAUAUUCCCCUACCACCAGCUCCUGAAGGCUGCCCCUGGAGUUGUCGCCUCCUGGGCAUUGGAGGCCACCUUUCGCCACAGGGCAAGCUCACACUGCCCCAGGAGCACCCGUGCUUAAAAGCCCCACGGCUCAGAUGCCAGUCCUGCAAACUGGCACAGGCCCCUGGGCUCAGGGCAGGGGAAGGGUCACCAGAAGAGUCCAUGGGUGGGCGUCGGAAAAGGAUUAAUACAACCCCCCAGUUCCAGCCCGCCAGCUACCAGGCCACAGUGCCAGAGAACCAACCAGCAGAUACCCCUGCUGGUUGCCAGAGAACCAACCAGCAGGCAUCCCUGAGGGCCAUCGACCCAGACGAGGGUGAGGCAGGUUGACUUGAGUACACCACGGAUGCCCUCUUUGAUAGCGGCUCCAACCAGUUCGUCUCCCUGGACCCAAUCACUGGUGCAGUAACCACAGCCGAGGAGCUGGAUUGUGAGACCAAGAGCACCCACGUCUUCAGGGUCACGGUGCAGGACCAUGGCAUGCCCCAACGAAGUGCCCUGGCUACACUCACCAUCUUGGUUACUGACACCAAUGAUCAUGACCCCGUGUUCGAGCAGCAGGAGUACAAGGAGAGCCUCAGGGAGAACCUGGAGGUUGGCUAUGAGGUGCUCACUGUCAGGGCCACGGAUGGUGAUGCCCCUCCCAAUGCCAAUAUUCUGUACCGCCUGCUGGAGGGGCCUGGGGGCAGCCCCUCCGAAGUCUUUGAGAUCGACCCUCACUCUGGGGUGAUCCGAACCCGUGGCCCUGUGGAUCGGGAAGAGGUGGAAUCCUACCAGUUGACGGUAGAGGCAAGUGACCAGGGUCGGGACCCGGGUCCUCGGAGUACCACAGCCGCUGUUUUCCUUUCUGUGGAGGAUGACAAUGACAAUGCCCCCCAGUUUAGUGAGAAGCGCUAUGUGGUCCAGGUGAGGGAGGACGUGACUCCGGGGGCCCCAGUACUCCGAGUCACAGCCUCGGAUCGAGACAAGGGGAGCAAUGCCCUGGUGCACUACAGCAUCAUGAGUGGCAACGCUCGGGGACAGUUUUAUCUGGAUGCCCAGACUGGAGCUCUGGAUACUGGAGCUCUGGAUGUGGUCAGCCCUCUUGACUAUGAGACCACCAAGGAGUACAUCCUAUGGGUGUGAGCACAGGAUGGUGGCCGUCCCCCACUCUUUAAUUUCUCUGGCUUGGUGACAGUGCAGGUGCUGGAUAUCAACGACAAUGCCCCCAUCUUCGUCAGCACCCCUUUCCAGGCUACUGUCCUGGAGAGCGUCCCCUUAGGCUACCUGGUUCUUCAUGUCCAGGCUAUCGACGCUGAUGCUGGUGACAAUGCGCGCCUGGAAUACCGCCUUGCUGGGGUGGGACCUGACUUCCCCUUCACCAUCAACAAUGGCACAGGCUGGAUCUCUGUGGCUGCUGAACUGGACCGGGAGGAAGUUGAUUUCUACAGCUUUGGGGUAGAAGCUCGAGACCAUGGCACUCCAGCACUCACUGCCUCGGCCAGCGUCAGCGUGACUGUCCUGGAUGUCAACGACAAUAAUCCAACCUUUACCCAACCCGAGUACACAGUGCGGCUCAAUGAGGAUGCAGCUGUGGGCACUAGUGUGGUGACGGUGUCAGCUGUGGACCAUGAUGCUCAUAGUGUCAUCACCUACCAGAUCACCAGUGGCAAUACCCGAAAUCGUUUCUCCAUCACCAGCCAAAGUGGUGGUGGGCUGGUAUCCCUUGCCCUGCCACUGGACUACAAACUUGAGCGGCAGUAUGUGUUGGCUGUUACCGCCUCCGAUGGCACGCGGCAGGACACGGCACAGAUUGUGGUGAAUGUCACCGACGCCAACACCCAUCGUCCUGUCUUUCAGAGCUCCCACUAUACAGUGAAUGUUAAUGAGGACCGGCCGGCAGGCACCACAGUGGUGCUGAUUAGCGCCACGGAUGAGGACACAGGUGAGAAUGCCCGCAUCACCUACUUCAUGGAGGACAGCAUCCCCCAGUUCCGCAUCGAUGCAGACACAGGGGCCGUCACCACCCAGGCUGAGCUGGACUACGAAGACCAAGUGUCUUAUACCCUGGCCAUUACUGCUCGGGACAACGGCAUUCCCCAGAAGUCCGACACCACCUACCUGGAGAUCCUGGUGAACGACGUGAAUGACAAUGCCCCUCAGUUCCUGCGUGACUUCUACCAGGGCAGUGUCUGUGAGGAUGUGCCACCCUUCACUAGCGUCCUGCAGAUCUCUGCCACUGAUCGUGAUUCUGGACUUAAUGGUAGGGUCUUCUACACUUUCCAAGGAGGCGACGAUGGAGACGGUGACUUUAUUGUCGAGUCCACGUCAGGCAUCGUGCGAACGCUGCGGAGGCUGGAUCGAGAGAACGUGGCCCAGUAUGUCUUGCGGGCAUAUGCAGUGGACAAGGGGAUGCCCCCAGCCCGCACGCCCAUGGAAGUGACAGUCACUGUGCUGGAUGUGAAUGACAAUCCCCCUGUCUUUGAGCAGGAUGAGUUUGAUGUGUUUGUGGAAGAGAACAGCCCCAUUGGGCUGGCCGUGGCCCGGGUCACAGCCACUGACCCCGAUGAAGGCACUAAUGCCCAGAUUAUGUACCAGAUUGUGGAGGGCAACAUCCCUGAGGUCUUCCAGCUGGACAUCUUCUCUGGGGAGCUGACAGCCCUGGUAGACUUAGACUACGAGGACCGGCCUGAGUACGUCCUGGUCAUCCAGGCCACGUCAGCUCCUCUGGUGAGCCGGGCUACAGUCCACGUCCGCCUCCUUGACCGCAAUGACAACCCACCAGUGCUGGGCAACUUUGAGAUCCUUUUCAACAACUAUGUCACCAACCGCUCAAGCAGCUUCCCUGGGGACCGCAGCUUGCUGACGGCCAUCUCGGCGCAGCGCGUGCUGCCCUUCGACGACAACAUCUGCCUGCGGGAGCCCUGCGAGAACUACAUGCGCUGUGUGUCGGUGCUGCGCUUCGACUCCUCCGCGCCCUUUAUCGCCUCCUCCUCCGUGCUCUUCCGGCCCAUCCACCCCGUCGGGGGUCUGCGCUGCCGCUGCCCGCCCGGCUUCACGGGUGACUACUGUGAGACGGAGGUGGACCUCUGCUACUCGCGGCCCUGUGGCCCCCACGGGCGCUGCCGCAGCCGCGAGGGCGGCUACACCUGCCUCUGUCGUGAUGGCUACACGGGUGAGCACUGUGAGGUGAGUGCUCGCUCAGGCCGUUGCACCCCAGGUGUCUGCAAGAAUGGGGGCACCUGUGUCAACUUGCUGGUGGGCGGUUUCAAAUGUGAUUGCCCAUCUGGAGACUUCGAGAAGCCCUACUGCCAGGUGACCACGCGCAGCUUCCCCGCCCACUCCUUCAUCACCUUUCGUGGCCUGCGCCAGCGUUUCCACUUCACCCUGGCCCUCUCGUUUGCCACAAAGGAGCGCGAUGGGUUGCUGUUGUACAAUGGGCGUUUUAAUGAGAAGCAUGACUUUGUGGCCCUCGAGGUGAUCCAGGAGCAGGUCCAGCUCACCUUCUCUGCAGGGGAGUCAACCACCACGGUGUCCCCAUUCGUGCCCGGAGGAGUCAGUGAUGGCCAGUGGCAUACAGUGCAGCUGAAAUACUACAAUAAGCCACUGUUGGGUCAGACAGGGCUCCCGCAGGGCCCAUCAGAGCAGAAGGUGGCCGUGGUGACCGUGGAUGGCUGUGACACAGGGGUGGCCUUGCGCUUCGGAUCUGUCCUGGGCAACUACUCCUGUGCUGCCCAGGGCACCCAGGGUGGCAGCAAGAAGUCUCUGGAUCUGACGGGGCCCCUGCUACUAGGCGGAGUGCCUGACCUGCCUGAGAACUUCCCAGUCCGAAUGCGGCACUUCGUGGGCUGCAUGCGGAACCUGCAGGUGGACAGCCGGCACAUAGACAUGGCUGACUUCAUUGCCAACAAUGGCACUGUGCCUGGCUGCCCUGCCAAGAAGAACGUGUGUGACAGCAACACUUGCCACAAUGGGGGCACCUGCGUGAACCAGUGGGACGCGUUCAGCUGCGAGUGCCCCCUGGGCUUCGGGGGCAAGAGCUGCGCCCAGGAAAUGGCCAAUCCACAGCACUUCCUGGGCAGCAGCCUGGUGGCCUGGCAUGGCCUCUCGCUGCCCAUCUCCCAACCCUGGCACCUCAACCUCAUGUUCCGCACUCGCCAGGCCGACGGUGUCCUGCUGCAGGCCGUCACCAGGGGGCGAAGCACCAUCACCCUACAGCUACGGGAGGGCCACGUGGUGCUGAGCGUAGAGGGCACAGGGCUCCAGGCCUCCUCUCUCCGUCUGGAGCCAGGUCGGGCCAAUGACGGUGACUGGCACCAUGCACAGCUGGCACUGGGAGCCAGUGGGGGGCCCGGCCAUGCCAUUCUGUCCUUCGAUUAUGGGCAGCAGAGAGCAGAGGGCAACCUGGGCCCCCGGCUGCAUGGUCUGCACCUGAGCAACAUAACAGUGGGCGGAAUACCUGGGCCAGCCGGCGGUGUGGCCCGUGGCUUUCGGGGCUGUUUGCAGGGUGUGCGGGUGAGCGAUACGCCGGAGGGGGCUAACAGCCUGGAUCCCAGCCGUGGGGAGAGCAUCAACGUUGAGCAAGGCUGUAGCCUGCCUGACCCUUGUGACUCAAACCCGUGUCCUGCCAACAGCUAUUGCAGCAAUGACUGGGACAGCUAUUCCUGCAGCUGUGAUCCAGGUUACUAUGGUGACAACUGUACUAAUGUGUGUGACCUGAACCCGUGUGAGCACCAGUCCGUGUGUACCCGCAAGCCCAGUGCCCCCCAUGGCUAUACCUGCGAGUGUCCUCCAAAUUACCUUGGGCCGUACUGUGAGACCAGAAUUGACCAGCCUUGUCCCCGUGGCUGGUGGGGACAUCCCACAUGUGGCCCAUGCAACUGUGAUGUCAGCAAAGGCUUUGACCCAGACUGCAACAAGACAAGCGGCGAGUGCCACUGCAAGGAGAACCACUACCGGCCCCCAGGCAGCCCCACCUGCCUCUUGUGUGACUGCUACCCCACAGGCUCCUUGUCCCGCGUCUGUGACCCUGAGGACGGCCAGUGUGCAUGCAAGCCAGGUGUCAUCGGGCGUCAGUGUGACCGCUGUGACAACCCUUUUGCUGAGGUCACCACCAAUGGCUGUGAAGUGAAUUACGACAGCUGCCCACGAGCGAUUGAAGCUGGGAUCUGGUGGCCCCGUACCCGCUUUGGGCUGCCCGCUGCUGCUCCCUGUCCCAAAGGCUCCUUUGGGACUGCUGUGCGCCACUGUGAUGAGCACAGGGGGUGGCUCCCCCCAAACCUCUUCAACUGCACGUCCAUCACCUUCUCAGAACUGAAGGGCUUCGCCGAGCGGCUACAGCGGAAUGAGUCAGGCCUAGACUCAGGGCGCUCCCAGCGGCUGGCCCUGCUCCUGCGCAAUGCCACGCAGCACACAGUUGGCUACUUCGGCAGCGACGUCAAGGUGGCCUACCAGCUGGCCACACGGCUGCUGGCCCACGAGAGUGCCCAGCGGGGCUUCGGGCUGUCUGCCACGCAGGACGUGCACUUCACUGAGAAUCUGCUGCGGGUGGGCAGCGCCCUCCUGGACGCAGCCAACAAGCGGCACUGGGAGCUGAUCCAGCAGACAGAGGGUGGCACCGCCUGGCUGCUCCAGCACUAUGAGGCCUAUGCCAGCGCCCUGGCCCAGAACAUGCGGCACACCUACCUAAGCCCCUUCACCAUCGUCACACCCAACAUUGUCAUCUCUGUAGUGCGCUUGGACAAGGGGAACUUUGCUGGGGCCAAGCUGCCCCGCUACGAGGCCCUGCGUGGGGAGCGGCCCCCGGACCUUGAGACAACGGUCAUUCUGCCUGAGUCUGUCUUCAGAGAGACGCCCCCCGUGGUCAGGCCCGCAGGCCCCGGAGAGUCCCAGGAGCCAGAGGAGCUAGCACGGCGACAGCGACGGCACCCGGAGCUGAGCCAGGGUGAGGCUGUGGCCAGCGUCAUCAUCUACCGCACCCUGGCCGGGCUCCUGCCCCAUAACUAUGACCCUGACAAGCGCAGCCUGAGAGUCCCCAAACGCCCGAUCAUCAACACGCCUGUGGUGAGCAUCAGUGUCCAUGACGAUGAGGAGCUUCUGCCCCGGGCCCUGGACAAGCCCAUCACGGUGCAGUUCCGCCUGCUGGAGACAGAGGAGCGAACCAAGCCCAUCUGUGUCUUCUGGAACCAUUCGAUCUUGGUCAGUGGCACAGGUGGCUGGUCGGCCAGAGGCUGUGAAGUCGUCUUCCGCAACGAGAGCCAUGUCAGCUGCCAGUGCAACCACAUGACGAGCUUCGCUGUGCUCAUGGAUGUGUCUCGGCGGGAGAAUGGGGAGAUCCUGCCACUGAAGACACUGACAUACGUGGCUCUAGGUGUCACCUUGGCUGCCCUUCUGCUCACCUUCUUCUUCCUCACUCUCUUGCGUAUCCUGCGCUCCAACCAACACGGCAUCCGACGGAACCUGACAGCCGCCCUGGGCCUGGCUCAGCUAGUCUUUCUCCUGGGAAUCAACCAGGCUGACCUCCCUUUUGCCUGCACAGUCAUUGCCAUCCUGCUGCACUUCCUGUACCUCUGCACCUUUUCCUGGGCUCUGCUGGAGGCCUUGCACCUGUACCGGGCACUCACUGAGGUGCGCGACGUCAACGCCGGCCCCAUGCGCUUCUACUACAUGCUAGGCUGGGGCGUGCCUGCCUUCAUCACAGGGCUAGCCGUGGGCCUGGACCCCGAGGGCUAUGGGAACCCUGACUUCUGCUGGCUCUCCAUCUAUGACACGCUCAUCUGGAGUUUUGCUGGCCCAGUGGCCUUUGCCGUCUCGAUGAGUGUCUUCCUGUACAUCCUGGCAGCCCGGGCCUCCUGUGCUGCCCAGCGGCAGGGCUUUGAGAAGAAAGGUCCUGUCUCGGGUCUGCAGCCCUCCUUCGCCGUCCUCCUGCUGCUGAGUGCCACAUGGCUGCUGGCACUGCUCUCUGUCAACAGCGACACCCUCCUCUUCCACUACCUCUUUGCUGCCUGCAAUUGCAUCCAGGGCCCCUUCAUCUUCCUCUCCUAUGUGGUGCUUAGCAAGGAGGUCCGGAAAGCACUCAAGCUUGCCUGCAGCCGCAAGCCCAGCCCUGACCCUGCUCUGACCACCAAGUCCACCCUGACCUCGUCCUACAACUGCCCCAGCCCCUACACAGAUGGGCGGCUGUACCAGCCCUACGGAGACUCAGCUGGCUCUCUGCACAGCGCCAGCCGCUCGGGCAAGAGUCAGCCCAGCUACAUCCCCUUCUUGCUGAGGGAGGAGUCCACACUGAACCCUGGCCAAGGGCCCCCUGGCCUGGGGGAUCCAGGCAGCCUGUUCCUGGAGGGUCAAGACCAGCAGCAUGAUCCUGACACAGACUCCGACAGUGACCUGUCCUUAGAAGAUGACCAGAGUGGCUCCUAUGCCUCUACCCACUCAUCAGACAGUGAGGAGGAAGAAGAGGAGGAGGAAGAGGAGGCUGCCUUCCCUGGAGAGCAGGGCUGGGAUAGCCUGCUGGGGCCUGGAGCCGAGAGACUGCCCCUGCACAGUACCCCCAAGGAUGGGGGCCCAGGGCCUGGGAAGGCCCCCUGGCCAGGAGACUUUGGGACCACAGCAAAGGAGAGUAGUGGCAAUGGGGCCCCUGAGGAGCGGCUGCGGGAGAAUGGAGAUGCCCUGUCUCGAGAGGGGUCCCUGGGCCCCCUUCCAGGCUCUUCUGCCCAGCCUCACAAAGGCAUCCUUAAGAAGAAGUGUCUGCCCACCAUCAGCGAGAAGAGCAGCCUCCUGCGGCUCCCCCUGGAGCAAUGCACUGGGUCUUCCCGGGGAUCCUCUGCCAGUGAGGGCAGCCGGGGCGGCCCCCCUCCCCGCCCACCGCCCCGGCAGAGCCUCCAGGAGCAGCUGAACGGGGUCAUGCCCAUCGCCAUGAGCAUCAAGGCAGGCACGGUGGAUGAGGACUCAUCAGGCUCCGAAUUUCUCUUCUUUAACUUCCUGCAUUAACCCUGGGCUGUGGCUCCUACGCCCGAGGCUCCCUUCCCUUCCCCAGCCGCACUCAUGCCCUGCUCCUGUCUUGUGCUUUAUCCUGCCCCGCUCCCCAUCGCCUGCCCGCAGCAGCGACGAAACGUCCAUCUGAGGAGCCUGGGCCUUGCCAGGAGGGGUACGCACCCCACCCAAGGCCAUCUAGUGCCAACUCCCCCCCCACCAUUCCCCUCACUGCACUUUGGACCCCUGGGGCCAACAUCUCCAAGACAAAGUUUUUCAGAAAAGAGGAAAAAAAGAAUUUAAAAAAGGAUCUCCACUCUUCAUGACUUCAGGGAUUCAUUUUUUUUAUACGCUGGAAAUUGACUCCCCUUUCCCUUCCCAAAGAGGAUAGGACCUCCCAGGAUGCUUCCCAGCCUCCCCUCAGUUUCCCAUCUGCUGUGCCUCUGGGAGGAGAGGGACUCCUGGGGGGCCUGCCCCUCGUUCGCCAUCACCAAAAGGAAAGGACAAAGCCACAUGCACCCAGGGCGUCACACCCUUCGGGCUGCACCCGGGCAGGCCUCAGAACGGUGAGGGGCCAGGGCAAAGGGUGCGCCUCGCCCUGCCCGCGCUGCCUCUCCCAGGAACUGGAAAAGCCCUGUCUGGCGAGGGGGCAGAAGGACUCAGUGCCCCCGGACCCCCAAAUGCUGCAUGAACACAUUUUCAGGGGAGCCUGUGCCCCCAGACGGGGGUCGGGCAGCCCCAGCCCCUCUCCUUUUCCUGGACUCUGGCCGUGCACGGCAGCCCAGGUGUUUGCUCAGUUGCUGACCCAAAAGUGCUUCAUUUUUCCUGCCCGCCCCGCACCUGGGGCAGGCCAGUCAUGUGUUAAGUUGCGCUUCUUUGCUGUGGUGUGGGUGGGGGAGGAAGAGUAAACACAGUGCUGGCUCGGCUGCCCUGAGGGUGCUCAAGCACAGGUUUCAAGUCUGGGUUCUGGUGUCCACUCACCCACCCGCCCCCAAAAUCAGACAAAUGCUACUUUGUCUAACCUGCUGUGGCCUCUGAGACAUGUUCUAUUUUUAACCCCUUCUUGGAAUUGGCUCUCUUCUUCAAAGGACUAGGUCCUGUUCCUCUUUCUCCCCGACUCCACCCCAACUCCCUGUGAAGAGAGAGUUAAUAUAUUUGUUUUAUUUAUUUGCUUUUUGUGUUGGGAUGGGUUUGUGUCCAGUCCCGGGGGUCUGAUAUGGCCAUCACAGGCUGGGUGUGUUCCCAGCAGCCCUGGCUUGGGGGCUCGGCGCCCUUCCCCCUGGCCCCAGGCCGCCAUCUCCCCACUUCUCCUCCCCUCUCCUCAGUUUUGCCGACUGCUUUUCAUCUGAGUCACCAUUUACUCCAAGCAUGUAUUCCAGACUUGUCACUGACUUUCCUUCUGGAGCAGGUGGCUAGAAAAAGAGGCUGUGGGCAGGAAAGAAAGGCUCCUGUUUCUCAUUUGUGAGGCCGGCCUCUGGCUUUUCUGCCAUGGAUUCUCCCCCUGUCUUCUCCCCUCAGCAAUUCCUGUAAAGGGUUAAAAAUUUAACUGGUUUUUACUACUGAUGACUUGAUUUAAAAAAAUACAAAGAUGCUGGAUGCUAACUUGAUACUAACCAUCAGAUUGUACAGUUCGGUUGUUGCUGUAAAUAUGGUAGCAUUUUGUUGUUGUUGUUUUUUCAUGCCCCAUACUACUGAAUAAACUAGUUCUGUGCGGGUACA